UCUGGGAGGUGUUUUCAGAAACCCACCUGGGUUCUCUGUUAGGAAAUUCACAUGGUCCAUCCUCAAAGAGAUGGAGGCCUCAGGCCCUCAAGGUUGUUCUGUGCCCUGGAGACAGUCCACUCAUCUGGCCCUUCCUGGGAAAGGAGCCCAUCUUCCUCUGCAGGGACCUGGGCUGCAAUCUCCCUUCUCACUUUUCUUGGGGUACCCAGUGCUCUGGAGGCAAAGGCUGUUUCCUGACUCCAUGACCCUGCCAGCCUUCCCCCAAAAAACCCAUCCAGGCUCACUAUUUCCUCCUCUAAGCCUUACUUCUUCCUCUCUAGGGCUUAUUCCCUUGUCAGGGUAACAAAAUGGGGUGUGUGUGUGAAAGGGGUGAGCUGGAAAAAAGGGGAGGCACUGCCAGCCCUCACCCAGAGAAGCCUGCUUGGGCCCAAGGCCACAAAUGCACCCACCCACCUUGCUCUGUCAGGGCCCCUUGCUCUGUCAGGGCCUCUUGCUCUGUCCACCUGUAAAUGUACCUGUUCCUCCAUCUGGGAACCACAAUUCACCAGCGUCCUGUCCCCACCCCCCUUACACUUCCAUCGCUUUCCUAUGCUGGACCUCAGGAGACUGUUUCCUGCCUGCAGUCCUGCCACUCCCCAGCCCCAACCCCACUCCUGUGCCCUACAUCACCUACCCCCAAAGGGAUCCCCUCUCAUCCCCGAGCAUCUCACCCUGGUCUCAGCUUCCCCAAGUGGAGACUGCACUGGCUUCAACAAAAACUGUCCUGUGUCUCCUAUGCACCCCCAAUACUAGAGUCAGCAGAGCUUGGGCCAUCAGGCUUGCACAAGCCCCUCGGGGAGGGUAGAGCCCGGGACCACCCUCCAGGACCCGGUCUCCUUUGCUGUGUUCCCGCCAGCAUUUCCCUGCUCACGGUAGACAGGGAGGGGUGCGCCCAGGAACUAAGAGCGAAUCCCUUCCCCAUCCUCUCACAGGAACUCCUUCGGGUGUCACAGCCUCACCCCCGCCCACCCUGUCCCACCCUGGAGCCCCCAUUCGGCUUUGGGAGGACCUGCAGCAGCUACUUGUGCAUCACAAAAUGAGGCCCUGGGAACAUCAGCAGCGACCGGGUGGGGGGAGCGGCGAGGCUGUGUCCCCGGAGACGCCCUGCCGUCGUCCUCCAUUCUCCGGGUUGUGUCCAGGCCCCCAGAGGCACAACCAGACCCCAUGGGUGCAGCUGGAGGGUGCCUCCCAUCCGCCAUCCCCUUUGGAUGGGGCGGAAAACCCCCCAAGGAAGUCCUAGCGCAGUUCACGUUGCCCCAGCCGACCACGUGAGGGCGCGCCCUGUGUUAGUUUGGACAAAUUAAAGCUCCUCUUGCGGGCAGGCCUGGAUCCCCUCAGGCCGGGCCAGGGCUCGAGUGCCCGUGGCAUUCUCUGGGCUGCCGGCCGCCAAGGUCCUGGCCGUGGGUCCUCCUCUGGGGCCCGCGCUAUUGGCCUCCAAACGAGGUGCCCCCCUCCUCUCGCGCUCCCGCAGCCUAGGGUGCACCUCUCCGUUCGCCUUUGCUGAGCUCGUCCAGGACGCAAGCCGCCUCUCCACUGCGUUGGGAGCUCAGGCCCCGUCUGGGGCGCCCCGCUGCGGGCGCAGUGGCGCUGGAGAGGCGCGGUCCGAGCAGCUAGCGGCCAGAGAAGGGGCUCCAAGAAGCACAAGUUGGCGCUGGCCCCGGACCAGGCUGUUGUUGUUCUCAACGUGGUCCGCCAUGAACCUAUAAAAAGCCGAGGGAAUCGCCCUCCUCACCAGAGCGCACCGCGCACGCUCAGCGAGCUCCAGAGGCGCCAGAGGAAGCAGCGGCGGCCGCGCGCGUUCGGCGGGAUUCCUCUUCUCUCCAGCCCGGCCUAGGUCUGCGUCCCCAGCUCCAGCCGCCGGUUCGGACUCGGUCUCCGACCCCAACUCGGUCCCCUAACCCGGCCCCGGCUCCGGGCCCCCCACCCUCGCUCCGGCCCGGCCCGGCCCCUACCCCAGCCCUGCCGCCCGGCCCCAGGCCCGGCCGCGGCCGCUCCCGUCUGGAGCCGCCGCGCGCCCCCAGCCCCCCUGCACCCCCUCGGCCCCUCGCCUUCCUCUUCCCGGCGCGGCCUCCCGGCUUCCGCGCGCCGCCCGCCACCAACCCGCUUGCUACCAUGUCUGUGGAGCUCGAGGAGGCCUUGCCGGUGACGACCGCCGAGGGGAUGGCCAAGAAGGUGACCAAGGCUGGCGGCUCGGCGGCGCUCUCCCCAUCUAAGAAAAGGAAGAACAGCAAGAAGAAGAACCAGCCGGGCAAGUACAGCCAGCUGGUGGUGGAGACCAUUCGCAGGCUGGGCGAGCGCAACGGCUCGUCGCUGGCCAAGAUCUACACCGAGGCCAAGAAGGUGCCCUGGUUUGACCAGCAGAACGGGCGCACUUACCUCAAGUACUCCAUCAAGGCGCUGGUGCAGAACGACACGCUUCUGCAGGUGAAGGGCACUGGCGCCAACGGCUCAUUCAAGCUCAACCGCAAGAAGCUGGAGGGCGGCGGAGAGCGGCGCGGAGCCCAGGCGGCCGCCACCGCCCCGGUGCCUGCCGCGCACAAAGCAAAGAAGGCGGCCCCGGGCGCGGCCGGCUCCCGGCGCAGCGCAGACAAGAAGCCCGCCAGGGGCCAGAAGCCGGAACAGCGCUCGCACAAGAAGGGCGCUACCACCAAGAAGGACAAAGGCGGCAAGGCUAAGAAGACGGCGGCCGCCGGGGGCAAGAAGGUGAAGAAGGCGGCCAAGCCCAGCGUCCCCAAAGUGCCCAAGGGCCGCAAGUGAGCGCGCCGGCCCGGUCCGCGUGGCCGGCGUGGGCUUUUUAGUGUUUUUGUUUUUCUACCCCAAGUGACGUAGAUUUUGUAAGGCUUGCCCCGGCUGGGGCCGCGGGGCCUGUCUCAGCCGCAGGGAGGGGCCCCGAGUCCUCUUCGUCCCUCCCCUCCCCCAACGAUGUAGCAGCGUUUUUCGUUGUUUGCUUUAGGUUUUUGAAACAGCCCUGGCGACGCCUCUAUUGGCUCUCGGCCUUGGCAACGGCCGUCGUCAUGGUUACCGGCCCCUAGGCGCCAAUAUCCGAGGCCGCGCCUGCCCACCCAGGCGGGGGCCGCUGGUUGGCCGGGCCCAGGCGCGCGGGUACGCGGCGGCCGCGCAUCCCUUCCUGGCUUCCCAAUCCUCUCUGCCUUUGGGUGCGCGACAAACAAUCGCUCCGGGCUCAGGGCUGCGCGGCGCUUCCCUUCAUUCCAUGGGCCUUUUUUGGGCACAAUAAAGCGUUUAAACCUUUCAA
Molecule: messenger RNA, 3292 nt
Organism: Cebus imitator (Panamanian white-faced capuchin)
Lineage: Eukaryota; Metazoa; Chordata; Mammalia; Primates; Cebidae
Product: histone H1.10
Exons: 1
Coding region: 2152-2796 (214 amino acids)
Biological process (GO): nucleosome assembly
Cellular component (GO): nucleosome
Molecular function (GO): DNA binding; structural constituent of chromatin
Source: RefSeq, a predicted model, not a curated record